Messenger RNA from Pollicipes pollicipes, 2044 nucleotides. Its product is annotated as protein SHQ1 homolog. Gene Ontology annotation, cellular component: cytoplasm; nucleoplasm. Gene Ontology annotation, biological process: box H/ACA snoRNP assembly. The transcript has a single exon. Lineage: Eukaryota; Metazoa; Arthropoda; Thecostraca; Pollicipedomorpha; Pollicipedidae. The record is from RefSeq and is a predicted model, not a curated record. The coding region runs from base 107 to 1531 and encodes 474 amino acids.
UUGGAGGAAAGGCUGGGCGGCGUGGUGGUGUGGUGUACUGUGUUGAGUACUCGGGUGCUCCGCGCGGCAUUGUCAUCUAGUUGCGAAACACACCUAUGGUGUUACGAUGCUGACACCUCGGUUUUCCAUCACUCAAGACGAUGAGCAUGUUGUUAUUGAAGUAGAAGCGCCUUUUGCGCACGUCAAGGAGACGGAGGUCUUCAUGGAGGGGAAUUUGUUUACCUUCCAUUCCGCUCCAUAUUACCUACGAUUGCAUUUUUCUGGAUGCAUUGUUGAAAAUGACAAAGCAUCAGCCAAGUUUGAUCCUGACAAGAAGGGAUUCAUUGUCCAUGCUCCCAAAGUGACCAGAGGAGAGACAUUUAAGAACCUGGACAUGCUCACAGCAUUGCUUACUCCAGGAGGUGUCAGGAAUGUCAGCAAAACUAUUGAAGAACUGGGUGAUGAAGCUGGCUUUGAGAGCCAUGAUGAUGUAGGGUCUGAGAUUGACUGGUUUGUCACUCAGGAGAUGCCAUCUAAUGAUGAAGUGUGCAUUGGAUCCAGGUAUGGGUUUGCAAAUCAGCAUAUUGGUGUCUUUACCAGGCUUCAGUCUGAGCUAGGUGAAGUCAUUGAUGUUCAAGAUCCAGACAGUAAAAGUGCAUUGGAAAGGUCAUCCGAGAGAAAGUCUCAGGAAAGUAAUGACUUCAAUGAUGAUCAUUAUCUAGCAGAUACUAUGGAGGAAGAAGAGACUAUGGGUCAUUUGAUUCAGCUUACACCUGCAGAAGUGCUUGGAACUGACGGUCUGACACAAGAGCAGAAGGAUGACAUGAUAAAACUCAAGCCACAGUCAUUUACCAUGAAUGCAUGUGACCUGCGAGAGGCUGGCCUGACUCUGGUGGAUGUCCUGUUUGCAUAUUGCUAUGAUAAGAGAGCCACUGGUGGGGAAAGCAGUGUGGAGUCCGGCUGGUGCAUUGCCAAGCUGAGCUCGAGCCUCUCCUGGCUUGAAAGGCAUUCCAAUUUGAAAGAUACAGUGGUCACUUGCAUGAGAAGAAGUCUCUGCUACCCACUGUUCAGAAAUUGGAGGCUGUCAUCCUUGGUAUUGGAUGACACAAGGUGGCUGUUCUCGAGAGGUAGGAAACACCUGCUGAAGGCCUUGCUGGAUGUACGACGCAUGCUGUUGGAAAGUGAUCCACGCUACAUCCUGAAUCAGCUAUAUGUGGAUGACAUGUGUGUCUGGAUUCAGCAUGUUGAUGAGGCUGUCAUUGCUGGCCUUAGUGAUGCUUUGAAAAGCCUCAGUCUGGACAAGUGUGAUGUCAACCUUGAUCUGGAUGAGCUUGAAGCUGCGGCCAACAUGGUCCUGCAGGAAGGGCAGAUGUCUGGCAAAGACAUCACAGACACUUUGCAUGGUCUCACUCUUGAUAGUGAUGAUAGCAGUGAUGAUGACAGUGAUGACAGUACUUCUGAUGGCAGCAGCAGUGAGACUGACAGUGAUGCAGAGAGUAGUGGUGAUGGUGCUGAACUUCAAAAGGAUGAAGAAACAAAAUGCAGCAGUUGAUUACAUUGAAUCUAUGUAUGCCAACACUGGCAGACCAUGAUACCUGUUGAAGUGUACUCUUUUCAUGCUGCAUUUCUGUGAAGCAGUGGUGAAAUUGGCAAGUGAUUGACACAGUGUUGUCUCAGUACCCUGGCUUUAGUGGUCAGGUGCACAAAUGAUUUGUAGGCAUGUAUGUGAUCAUCUGUGAGAUGUGAGUUAACCACAAAUCAUGGCUUCCUUUGUAUUUUCACCUUCAACUGAAGUGACUGUACCAUUCUCUGACACUGUAUAGGUAACAUGAUAAGCUGAUGUGGUGGACUUUUGAUCUGGAGUGUACAAUUUGUGUCAAAGAGGGUCAUGCUAUGUACAAGUCAUGCAGCUUUGUAACUCAUUUUGUAUUAUGGCUAUGCAUGUAAUAUGGUUUCAUGCUACCUAGUCAUGAUGAGUCACUUUUUGGCUGGGAGGAGGCUUAUCAGAGUGCAGAGCAUUGCGACCCUUCCAGCAGAUGGCAGAACAAUACACUCUGUGUUUGCA